GUGAGACAUCAACAAGCGAGCGGUGUCUCUAUUAUUGUGGUGGACUUGAAUGAGUUGCACUUGUUCCGGCGGGUUUUUAGAUUUUAUUCGGAUCUACAGACUACUUUUUGUGUAACAUCACGGUUUGAAGGAAAAUGUUUGGUUUCCAUAAGCCGAAGAUGUACCGAAGUAUAGACGGCUGUUGCAUCUGCCGCGCCAAAUCCUCCAGCUCACGCUUUACAGACAGUAAACGCUACGAGCGGGACUUCCAAAGCUGCUUCGGGCUUGGAGAAACGCGCUCUGGGGAGAUCUGCAAUGCUUGUGUCCUCCUGGUCAAACGCUGGAAGAAGCUCCCGGUGGGAUCCAAGAAAAACUGGAAUCACGUGGUUGAUGCUAGAGGUGGACCAAGCUUGAAGACCACGGUGAGGCCAAAGAAGGUGAAGUCGCUAGCAAGGAGAGUACGGCCUGGCCAGAUCAGCCGAGUUCAGAAGGAGCUCAAGAGACUUUACUCUGAUGCCCACAGCACAACAUCAAGCGCUUCACCAGCACAGUCUCCCAGCUACAGUAACCAGUCAGACGAGGGGUCUGACAGCGAGCUCCCAUCUGGCUCCUCCCGUUCCCCAGUCUUCUCCUUCCUUGACCUCACCUACUGGAAGAGGCAGAAGGUGUGUUGUGGGACCAUCUACAAAGGGCGCUUUGGAGAGGUCCUGAUCGAUCCCCACCUCUUCAAGCCCUGUUGCCGUAAGAAACAGCAACAACAGGUGGAAGAUGAAGCGGAGGAAGGCCAGGAAGGCCACAAGGUCGAAGAGAGCAGCGAAAGUCUGCCAUCCCAAAGCAUGCGGUCACCCUCUCAGACCAAAGAGGAGGAUGAGGAGCAUGUGCAAGAGGAUGAAGAGUGGUGAAACUAAGGAAACUUCAGAGAGCUUUUUUUGGUCUUGAAUCACUUAAAGAAGUUGCCUCAGAUUGCCUUCGUUUCAAGACGAGUUGGACCUUUCCUUUUAUUGGUGUUUUGAUGUUCCUUUGUUGAGCCACAUAGACUCGUGUUUUUAUGUAGUUCUUUCCUUGACAUCUGAGGUUUUUUUUUUUUUUUUUCUUCCCCCCCCCCCUCAACAUGAUAUACUGGGACUCCACUGGAGCACUUUGCUGCUCCACUUUUGGACUUAAUCACAGAAACACAGAGCUGCAUGGACAUGCACACAAUCCUUCCAAAACAGAGCCAUAACACUGAAACCAGCCUUUCCCUGCUCUUUGCCUUUGCUGGGAACCUGCUCUGUACGUAUGAACUCAAAGCCCAGGAUCUGAGAAUGGUCAUCAACUGCAGACAGGCUUAGUUCAGACUGUGAAGUGUUAGCCUUAACUUUUUCUCCAAGGUUAUAUUUCCUACUAUUGUACUCUUUCUGGACAUGGUUAUUAAGGGGCCAACUUAAUUCAGUUUAUGCCUCAGUGAGCAGCCAUUGCCUUUAAGAAAGACUGAGUGAUUUUUGAUAUUGGUUAUUCUGCAUGACAGCUGGACAAAAGCUUUUUCCAAAGGAUAUCUUAAGUUGCAUGAUGGAAACCAUUGCAUGGUCUUUGGGAAGGGAAUAAUGUCUUCACUCUAUUUUGGCCUUAUGCUUUGCAACAAUAAACAUUUUAAAUAAAAUAUAAAAAAGAUGUAAUGCAGGGGUUUCCCACCAUCCAAGCACUGUACUUAGAGAUCUGUCCUAUAGUUUUCUUUCGGCAAGGGCAGGUCUGGACCCUUUAACCCCCUUUGUGAAUCAAUAUUACUAAAAACGAGUCAUUGUAGAUGUGUGUGUGUGUGUGUAUAUGUAGACACACACACGCUUCCAUUGGAUGCUAUUGGCAGACAGAUUCAUCCCUCUAUUGCAUGUACAUCAUAGGAGAAAUAGCUACACUAGUACUAUCCAUUUUUUGCUACUUUAGAAGUAAAAUCUACCGUCAUACUCAUUUCCUUGAAUUGUAACCUACCUUUUGAAAGGGGGUGCAGUAUGAAGAGGGUCUAGCUCUUACCAGAUGGUGCUUAAGUGGUUAAGGAACCAGGCCUCUUAUGUAAGGAUAUCCCUGUCAUUGUGUGGUGGUGUUCCUAAAACAACCAUGAUAAAAUAAUCCAGUACCAAACUAAGAGCACUGGUUAAGACGAGUGCUAUACAACUUUCUAUGACCCAACUUUUUUCACAAAAACAGCGUUAGCCUCCAAGCAGUGAGUUUCCCUUGAGCCGUCCACUCUCCUCGUGGCUUCUCCUGAUGUUGGGUUUCACAUUUUUUAAUACUAUUUUUCAGGUUAGCUAUGCUUAUGAAAAGUAUUAAAUUAUUUCAAAGCUAUAUAAUACUCAUUGAUUUUUAUUUCUAUGUAUUUGUAUUCUUUGUGUGUAUCCACACUCCAGAAUCUGUAAACUGCAUAAUCAUGGUUGAGCAAUAUCUUGAAAUAUUUACUCACCAGGAGGUGGUGCUGAAGACUGUGUAGUUGGUAUCCUUUCAUAAAUAUGCUGGCUGAUGAAAUGCUUUCUAAAGAUGUUCAUACAACAGAUAUCUUGGAAUCAAUAUAACAAGUUAACACUAAGUCCAAUUCUUAAAGUUCUUUGAAUUUGCGUACAAAAUGGUAUUAAAAUUUAGAUUAAGUACACUGUGUAUAACUUGUAGAGGGUGCAGUAGCGCAGUGGCUUUGGCUGGGUCCUGUUCUCCGGCAGGUC
This is a messenger RNA of Scleropages formosus (Asian bonytongue), 2666 nucleotides long. It is a transcript of the gene sinhcaf, whose product is annotated as SIN3-HDAC complex associated factor. The transcript has 6 exons. Lineage: Eukaryota; Metazoa; Chordata; Actinopteri; Osteoglossiformes; Osteoglossidae. The coding region runs from base 135 to 881 and encodes 248 amino acids. Gene Ontology annotation, biological process: negative regulation of cell migration. The record is from RefSeq and is a predicted model, not a curated record. Gene Ontology annotation, cellular component: Sin3-type complex.